AUGGAAAUCGCCACACGAGCGCUCUCUUUCUGGACAUAUCAGACCACCCAAGAAGCAUGUUUCCAGGAGAUGAUGUACAGAGACUUACAGGAGAAAUACCAAAGACUUGAAAAGCAUUUGCAUAUGUUUAAUAGAGAAGCAAGAACCGAGUUUUGCGCAUUAAGAGAAAAGCUGUCAGCUCUAGAAAAGGAGUUGGAGUUGGAAAAACGGAAAAAUGUUGAAAUCAACGACCAGCUCCAAGAAAAGGGUCGACAGUUUACAAAGUUACAGGCAAGUUCGAAUACAAAGGCUUUUUUUAUUAUACGUCAUACUUAUAACGGAUAUUGUGUUAUUCUUUAUCCACAAUUGCAGUCAAUGUACGACCAGCUAAAGCGUAGAACAUUGGUGCCUACAAUGACUAGAAAUGCAACCGGAAACGGAAGACCAGGAACGACAAAUGACGUAAUACAAUAUUGUUUGCUUCAUAAUAAUAACCCUGACCCUUGCUCUAAAAUACUAGAUGCAACGUUUGCGAACGGUCCCCGUAUACAUGGGUAUUCCCCAGUGCGAAACGGUCAAGCUUCAAAGGCGCCUAACAGGCGACCAUUCUCUGGACCGCCCAACGCUGGCAUGCGGUUUAUGCCGCCGGCAACACGAGGAACCACGAGAUGA
Messenger RNA from Paraglomus brasilianum, 651 nucleotides. The record is from the annotation of a GenBank genome assembly. NCBI's taxonomy places the organism in Eukaryota, Fungi, Glomeromycota, Glomeromycetes, Paraglomerales, Paraglomeraceae.